Molecule: messenger RNA, 3593 nt
Organism: Anopheles stephensi (Asian malaria mosquito)
Lineage: Eukaryota; Metazoa; Arthropoda; Insecta; Diptera; Culicidae
Gene: ine
Product: sodium- and chloride-dependent GABA transporter ine
Exons: 11
Coding region: 365-3028 (887 amino acids)
Biological process (GO): glial cell growth; sodium ion transmembrane transport; neurotransmitter transport
Cellular component (GO): membrane
Molecular function (GO): osmosensor activity; neurotransmitter:sodium symporter activity
Source: RefSeq, a predicted model, not a curated record
AGUCGUUGGCGGUAAGUCGAUCGCAGUAGUAGCAAGCAGCCGCCAUCCAGCAGCGAAAGCACGGGACCGAACGUGUAUCGGAACGCGAGUGCGCUGUUUGAAGGGUUGAUCCAUAAAUCGUUGUAGUUAAAGUGUUUAGCGAGCUGUUUUGGGUCUAAAAAUCUACAGCGACAGCAGGACAGCCACCGCGAAAGGAAAUAAUGCUGAUAACGGCCCGUGAGUGUAUUAUCGAUCGAACUCAAUGCGUGAGGGAUCAAUCAGUGCUGUGAUAAGAAAAAAGAUCAGUGAAGAUUUGAAGGGGAAAGUAGCAUCGUAGUGAUCGUAUCGUGUUGCAACAGUUCCUUCGCUCCGCACGUGUGGUACAAUGGAUUCGCAGGAGCAAAAUCAGGUCGAAAUUCAAGCAGUGAACCCAAUUCCCAAUCGGCGUCCCAUCAACGAUCUGCAUUACAGUGCGAUUAACAGUAACUACCGGCAGCAGAACAAGCUCAACAGCAACAGUUCCAACAGCCCGGCGAAUGUGGCGAGCACGUCCGGUAGUGAGGAAACGAAGGCACUGCUGCCGACGGUUGGACCAAGCGGGCGCAAGUUUGUGAUCGUACCAUGCCAAACGGGAGGAGCUGAUCCCGGUGGGACGGCAGCGGGCCCGAGUGGUGGAACGGGUGGCGGGAAUCCGGGAACAAGUGGUGUGAAGGUUGAGCCUGGCGAGGGUUCGAUGUCUAGCGGACCGAGCUCGAUCACAGUUCCAACGGCUCCGGUUGGUUCGUAUCUGAAGCCGAAAUACUUCAACAGUCUCCGAUCAGUCCGAUCAGCGAAUGAUCCACAGGGGCUGGCGAAUGCACAACAGAACCAAACCACGAUCGUUCGGAGUGGUUCGUACAUAUUCAGCGAUGUCGGUGGUACGCCGCGGCUAUUCUCCGACGCCACCUCGAUCCGAUCGCUUGCGUCAAUCGGCAUGGGAUCCACCGAUGGGCGGCGAAUGGUGAUCCGAAGGGUACCGAACUCCCCGAACGAGCUGCUCACCAUGAUCAACCCACCGACCCCACCCGAUGAAACGUACGAGAACGAAAGCUACGGCGGCCUGUCGGACGAUUCCGAUCUCGAUAAUCUCAAACCGCGCAAGCAGCACUGGGCGAACAAGAUGCAGUUUGUGCUUGCCUGCAUCGGAUACUCGGUCGGUCUGGGUAACGUGUGGCGAUUUCCGUAUCUGUGUUAUAAAAGCGGUGGAGGCGUAUUUCUGGUGCCCUAUUUCAUCAUUCUGCUAAUCUGUGGAAUUCCCAUGCUGUUCAUGGAGCUUGCCGUCGGUCAGUAUACGGGCCGCGGACCGAUCGGUGCACUUGGUCAGCUCUGCCCGCUGUUUAAAGGUACCGGUCUGGCGAGUGUGGUCGUUUCAUUCCUGAUGUCCACGUACUACAGUGUGAUCAUUGCGUAUGCAAUCUACUACUUCUUCACCUCGUUCCGGCCGGAGCUACCGUGGACGGAUUGUUCGCACCGCUGGAACACACCCGACUGCUGGAUACCGGAACGCAUGAAGCACAACCUGACGCGCCCGGAUAUGUCCCGCACACCGACGGAGGAGUUUUUCGAAAACAAAGUCCUACAAAUCAGCCACGGUAUCGAGUAUCCGGGUGCGAUGCGAUGGGAACUGGUAGCGUGUCUGGUCUGUGCCUGGAUUCUGGUGUACUUUGCCAUCUGGAAGUCGAUCAAAUCAUCGGCAAAGGUUCGCUACCUUACGGCAACUCUUCCGUUUGUGCUGAUCGUAGUGUUUCUGGGACGCUCACUGACACUGGAAGGUGCGGACAAAGGUCUUCACUACUUCUUCCGUCCAAAUUGGGAAGAAUUGGGUCGAGCUAAUGUUUGGAUCAACGCAGCAGCUCAAAACUUUAACUCGAUCGGUAUCGCGUUUGGUUCGAUGAUAUCGUUCGCCAGCUACAACAAGUACAACAAUAAUAUUCUUCACGACACGCUGGCAGUGUCGUUCGUCAAUGCCAUCACUAGCCUGCUGGUCGGUAUCUUUGCAUUUGCCACCAUCGGCAACAUAGCGCUGGAGCAGAGCACUACCGUGGAGGACGUGAUCAGCGGUGGUCCGGGAUUGAUCUUCGUCGUGUAUCCUCAGGCGCUAGCGAAAAUGCCUGCCGCUCAGCUGUGGGCCGUGUUGUUCUUCUUCAUGCUACUCUGUCUGGGUUUGAAUAGCCAGUUCGCGAUCGUAGAAGUUGUGGUCACCUCGAUCCAGGAUGGAUUCCCUCGGUGGAUCAAACGAAAGCUCGUUUACCAUGAGCUGCUGGUGCUGAUCGUGUGCGUCGUGUCGUUCUUCGCCGGGUUGCCCAAUCUCAUACAGGGCGGAAUAUACUUCUUCCAGCUGAUCGAUCACUAUGCGGCUUCGGUUUCGAUCAUGUUUCUGGCCUUCUUCGAGACGAUAGCGAUCGCCUGGUUCUAUGGUAUAAAUCGUCUGUCGAAGAAUGUGAAGCAAAUGACGGGACGCUAUCCAUCGUUUUAUUUGCGGUUCUGUUUGCUAAUCGCCGUCCCAGUGCUGUUGAUCUCGUUGUGGAUAUUUAGCUUGAUCAACUAUGAAGCUCCAACGUAUCAUAACGGAAAGUAUCACUAUCCGGGCUGGGCUCACGGACUUGGAUGGACAAUAGCCUCCGCUUCUUUGGUUUGCAUUCCAUCGUAUGCCGUCUAUCAGAUUGUUCGUGCUGAAGGCGAUACAUUUGGACAGAAACUGCUGAACACGUUGAAGCCGAACAUUUACGAGUGUAAGAUAUGUGGUGAACACCAUUGCGAUCAUGACUUCCCCGAUGAAGAGCUGGGACCGGAAAUGGCAAUCGUCGAGUCAACGUCCGGCGCACCUCUAAUUCUGCAGCCACCUCCACCGGGACAUUUGCACUACACACAGCAACAUCAGCAGCAGCAGCAGCAGCAACAACAACCGCAACAACUGAAUCCCCAAGAAGAGCCGAUGCUGCGCACCACGAAUACCGCUCCCACCAACAAUGGUCCACAGAAUUCAAACGCUAACGGUGAAGCGCGAUGAUUCGGCGAACGGUGAAGCCAACCCCCGUACACAGUAACAUUUGAAAGUUUAAACACAAUUUUAGAUAACGUUUAGCAUUAUAAAAAAGCUUGCAAUUGCAAAUCAACCCCACGUGCGGAUAAAAGACAACUCAAUAAUUUUAGUGAAAUGUCACCACUUAGUUACCAUUACCGUGAUCGUGAUAGGAACGAACGCACCUAACCGAUUAGUGGGUAGUCUAAUAUCGUUUGCUAAAACGAAACGGGAAGGGAAACGAAGAUGAAAAGGGAUCGUUUCAUCGCCGUGUUCAUGUGUUCUCUUGGCAGCGAACGUCCAAGGGGCGCUUAGUGUCUGGCGUUAGGGUCAUUACUAGUUUCUUUCCUAGCAUGUAAUAUCGGGUAUGCUCCAAGAGCUUGCCUCCUCUCCGUCAACGGUUGUGUAGACUUCGAAAUCGUUCGUUUUGUGACAAACCAAGUUAGUCGAGUCGAUCGGAAAAUUGGACGAAUGAAAGAGAUGUACGAUAAUUGUUAAUGCUUGCUAGGUUCGUUUCUAAAUGUAAUAAAACCAGAGUACUAAAAACAUGGUU